AAUCACGUAAGAUCUUUGAGAAUAUAAGAGGAGCUUCAGGUCGAGAGUUGAAUACAAUUUGGAUACAAUGGGGAAUCGAGUACUGUGGACGCUCCUCGUCGCCCUGGUUGCUUUGCAGUCGUCGGGUGCGGCUCCCAUAAUGGCCAAUAUUCAGUUGGACUUGUACGUGGCCAACGAGGUCGUCCAAAUGCUUUCGAGCACUCUAGACGAGAUUGCCAGAUUUCUUCAGCCAGUAAUUAAUGAAGCCGAGAGGACCUUCCCUCCUGACGCACACAGUUUUCUCUUAUCGGAAAUAAAGAAACUGGUCAACCUUAUCGGGGAGCUAGACGAAAACUCUGACGAACUGGAUGAAAUCGGUGAAAUGUUUGAUCUCAUCGGCAUAGCACAGAUUUUUGAUCCAUCCGAUUAUCCGGAUCUAUCCGACACGGAUCAGAUUGUGGUUCGUAUUCUGGAGGAACAUGGAAUCGAGGUCUUCGAACAAAAGCUAAUAGCCAAAUUUGAUAAAACGAUGCACAAAAUCGAGCAGAGGAUUGAAAAAUAUAUAAUGGGAAUGUCUGACAGUAAGGCGACCAGAAAAGCGGAUUUCAUCGAAUGGUUCAAUGAUUUCAAAAACGAAAGUGACAUUGGUGAAAAGAUUGAAAUGUUAUUUAGCCAGAAGUAUUUGUUUGCUUGAAAGUGUAUUUGAUUAAAUAAGAUUCUAGAUUUAAAUAGUAAUGCGUGUGACUCAAUAACAAGAAACUCUAAUAGAAGACACUUCCGGCAAGAAAA
This is a messenger RNA of Drosophila ananassae, 768 nucleotides long. RefSeq lists its product as uncharacterized. The record is from RefSeq and is a predicted model, not a curated record. Lineage: Eukaryota; Metazoa; Arthropoda; Insecta; Diptera; Drosophilidae. The transcript is spliced from 2 exons. The coding region runs from base 68 to 673 and encodes 201 amino acids.